AAAAAAAGCGAGUCGUCCCAAACUUUAUCUCGCUGUUGAAUUAUCUAUCUUUCCUUCACCCCUCGCUAUCAAUGGCGGAUCAUCUCUUUCUCUCCUUCUCAAUCUAAUCCCUCUCUCUCAGCGUUUCAUACUCAUCUCAAAAACACCAUCUCCUCCACAUAAACCACCACCACCACCUAUGGAUUACAAACUCCUAGCAACCCUCGUCGCCUCCACAACCUCCAUCUUCAUCUUACUCCUCCUAAUCUUCACCAUCUUCCUCUGCCGUCGCCGCCACGCCAUCCAAAACCACCCUCGCCGUUACCAACCCCACCACCAAAUAGCCACUCCAAACUCAUCAACAGCUCUCAACCCCACCUUAAACAACGAAAGCACCAGCUUCGACCCCUCCAUCUGCGAGAUAUCCAUGUCCGAACUCUCCUCAGCGACCAACAACUUCUCCUCUGAUCUAAUCGUCGGCGACGGGAGCUUCGGCUUAGUCUACCGCGCAGAGCUCUCAAACGGCGUCGUGGUCGCAGUCAAAAAGCUAGACCACGACGCCUUACAAGGACUCCGUGAGUUCACGGCGGAGAUGGAAGCGUUAAGCAGCUUACGUCAUCCCAACAUAGUACGGAUCUUAGGUUACUGCAUCUCGGGACCGGACCGUGUCUUGAUCUACGAGUUUUUAGAGAAAGGGAGUCUUGACGAUUGGCUUCACGAGAAGACGGUCAACGCUGCUUACAUGCUACCGUGGGCCACACGUUUGAGUAUAGCGUACGAUGUGGCUAAAGGGUUAGCUUACCUUCAUGGUCUUCCUAAACCAAUCAUCCACAGAGACAUUAAGUCCAGCAACGUGUUACUGGACUCGGACUUCGCGGCCCAUAUAGCUGAUUUUGGGCUGGCGCGUAGCAUCGACGCGUCUAGGUCUCAUGUCUCGACGCAGGUGGCUGGGACCAUGGGGUACAUGCCUCCGGAGUAUUGGGAAGGGAACACGGCGGCGACGGUGAAGACGGAUGUGUAUAGUUUUGGGGUGUUGAUGUUGGAGAUGGGGACGCAGAGACGGCCUAAUUGGACUGUGGUUGUGGAUGGGAAGGAGGUUGGGUUGGCUCAGUGGGCUGUGAUGUUAGAGGGGCAGAAUCGGUAUAAUGAAAUGGUUGAGUCUAGUUUUGUUGGUGAGAAGAGUGUGGAUGAGUAUUUUGGGAUUGCGAGUCUUUGUGUGAAGGAGGCGAGUAAAGAACGGCCUACGAUGGAUCAGGUUGUGAAGUUAUUGGAGGAGGUUUUGGUUAGUGAGUGAGUGAGUGAUGUAGUUUAUUAGUUGAUAGGUGGUCAGGUUUUAAAAUGAUUGCAUUUGUUGUGUUGUUUAUAACAAAGUGAAGUUUGAGCAAUGUAACAAUUUGGAAAAAAUAAGUUGCGAAAAAUAAUGAAAGAUAUUGAGGAUCUUGUGAUUGAA
Eruca vesicaria subsp. sativa (arugula) is the source of this 1429-nucleotide messenger RNA. The record is from the annotation of a GenBank genome assembly. NCBI's taxonomy places the organism in Eukaryota, Viridiplantae, Streptophyta, Magnoliopsida, Brassicales, Brassicaceae.